Molecule: messenger RNA, 1127 nt
Organism: Triticum dicoccoides
Lineage: Eukaryota; Viridiplantae; Streptophyta; Magnoliopsida; Poales; Poaceae
Product: polyubiquitin 11-like
Exons: 8
Coding region: 1-837 (278 amino acids)
Biological process (GO): translation
Cellular component (GO): ribosome
Molecular function (GO): protein binding; structural constituent of ribosome
Source: RefSeq, a predicted model, not a curated record
AUGCAGAUCUUCGUCAAGACGCCGGCGGGGAAGACCACCACCCUGGAGGUCGAGAGCAGCCACACCGUCGAUGAUGUCAAGUCCAAGGUCCAGGACAAGGAAGGAAUCUCGCCGGACCAGCAGCGUCUCGUCUACGCCGGGAAGCAGCUGCCGGACGGCCGCACCCUGGCCGACUACGGUGUACACAAGGAGUCCACAAUCCACCUCGUGCUACGCCUCGGCGGAGGCUGGAUGCAGAUCUUCGUGAAGACGCCGGCGGGGAAGACCAUCACCCUGAAGGUCGAGAGCAUCGACACCGUCGACAGUGUCAAGGCCAAGGUCCACGGCGAGGAAGGCGUCUCGCCGGAGCAGCAGCGCCUCAUCUUCGCGGGGAAGCAGCUGGAGGACGGCUGCAACCUGGCCGAUUACGAUAUCCAGAAGGACUCCACCCUCCACCUCCUGCUUCACCUCCGCGGGGGCAACAUGACCAACGAGAUGCAGAUCUUCGUGAAGACGCUGACGGGGAAGACCAUCACCCUAGAGGUCGAGAGCAGCGACACCAUCGACAACGUCAAGGCCAAGAUCCAGGACAAGGAAGGCAUCCCUCCGGACCAGCAGCGCCUCAUCUUCGCUGGGAAGCAGCUGGAUGAUGGCCGCACCUUGGCCGACUACAACAUCCAGAAGGAGUCCACGCUGCACCUCGUGCUUCGCCUCCGCGGGGGCACCCGGAUCGAGCCCAGCCUCAAGGAACUCGCUCAGAAGUACAACCAGAAGAAACUGAUCUGCCUCAAGUGCUAUUCGCGCCUUCCGCUCAGGGCUACGAAUUGCCGCAAGAAGAAAUGUGGCCAUAGCAACUAGCUGCGGCUGAAGUCGAAAAGGCGUUGGUUUUGUUGAAGAGCCACACAUCAGUUGAAUCGGCUAUCUACUUGUCUCACCUUAUCAAGACUGACAGAAAAUUUAAAUGUCUUGGUGUAAUGUUCCUGCUGGAUUUGGAGCAUUGUCUCUUUUGAACAGUUGGUUAUGUUUCGCUGCAUGCUUAGGACAUGUGAUGAUUGUAAUAUGGCAGCUUAACUCUUUUUGGCUGGAUUGAGAACUUACCUAAUUUCUAUACAUGCUACUCUGUUUUCAAUCUUGCAUCGACUGCUGAU